Molecule: messenger RNA, 186 nt
Organism: Protopolystoma xenopodis
Lineage: Eukaryota; Metazoa; Platyhelminthes; Monogenea; Polystomatidea; Polystomatidae
Source: the annotation of a GenBank genome assembly
CCUCCCUCCAUUGCCUUAUUUUCAGCCACUGUUGAUGCAGUUAACUCGCAGCUGGUCCAUCUUCUUUGGCAACCUCCUUCCGUUGCUUCUUCUGCAAAAUGUCCCUGGAUUUAUAUUGUUACUAUGCGCGAUCAGAAAGGAAAUAUAAUAUAUGCUGUUAUUCAGGACAUAACGCUUUCAGGUUAA